Messenger RNA from Sinocyclocheilus anshuiensis, 3168 nucleotides. RefSeq names its product kinesin heavy chain-like. Bases 348 to 2873 code for a protein of 841 amino acids. NCBI's taxonomy places the organism in Eukaryota, Metazoa, Chordata, Actinopteri, Cypriniformes, Cyprinidae. The record is from RefSeq and is a predicted model, not a curated record. Gene Ontology annotation, molecular function: microtubule motor activity; microtubule binding; ATP binding. Gene Ontology annotation, biological process: microtubule-based movement. The transcript has 24 exons.
GAGCUGCUGAAGGUGGAACUGUCCAGUGCUGAUGCUCUUCAGAGGUGCACUCGGCUUUAGCUCCUAACAGCUGCCGCCAACAACAACAAAAUUACACUCAUUUUAAAUGAUUAUGUGAUAUGUUACGUGCUAUUUAAAACGGUGCCCAGGAGUUUAUUUUGUCCUGGGUUGUUUUCAGUUUCAAAGCUUCUUUCGCCUAACCAAUGCGAACGGACCGUACGGGCUGAACGGCUGGCAAGCGUCGAGACAUUUUGAUUGUUUGAUUGAUGCAUUCCUCUGCAGACUGCGGGGUGGACGACCAGAUCUGCUGACCGGAGAGAAAGUUUCCUUGGAUAAAAUCAUACACGAUGGUGGAUGCGGCUGAAUGUUGUGUGAAGGUGAUGUGCCGAUUCAGGCCACUUAACGAAUCGGAAAUCACUAGAGGUGACAAAUACAUACCGAAAUUCAAAGAAGACACCGUGGUGAUAUCGGGCAAGCCAUAUAUCUUUGACCGAGUCUUUCCUCCGAACACAACACAGGAACAAGUAUAUGAUACCUGUGCCAAACAGAUUGUUAAAGAUGUGCUGGAAGGCUAUAAUGGGACAAUCUUUGCAUAUGGCCAAACCUCAUCAGGGAAGACACACACUAUGGAGGGACAGCUCCAUAACUCACAACUGAAGGGCAUCAUCCCUCGCAUCGCCCAGGACAUCUUUGACCACAUCUACUCUAUGGAUGAGAACCUGGAGUUCCAUAUCAAGGUCUCUUAUUUUGAAAUCUACCUGGACAAAAUCAGAGACUUGCUUGAUGUUUCCAAAACCAACCUGGCUGUCCAUGAGGAUAAGAACAGGGUGCCAUUUGUCAAGGGUUGUACAGAGCGUUUUGUGUCCAGUCCAGAGGAUGUCAUGGAUGUGAUCGAUGAGGGUAAAUCCAAUCGUCACGUGGCUGUUACAAACAUGAAUGAGCACAGCUCCCGCAGUCACAGCAUUUUCCUCAUUAAUAUUAAGCAGGAGAAUGUGGAAACAGAGAAGAAACUGAGCGGAAAACUCUACCUGGUGGAUCUUGCAGGAAGUGAAAAGGUCAGUAAAACUGGAGCAGAAGGAUCUGUGUUGGACGAGGCUAAAAAUAUCAACAAGUCUCUCUCUGCUCUGGGGAACGUCAUCUCAGCCCUGGCUGAAGGAACCAAAACCCAUGUGCCAUACAGAGACAGUAAAAUGACCAGGAUCCUACAGGACUCUUUGGGUGGGAACUGCAGAACAACCAUCGUCAUCUGUGCCUCUCCCUCUGUAUUCAGUGAGGCUGAGACCAAAUCCACGCUCAUGUUUGGCCAGAGGGCCAAAACCAUCAAAAACACAGUGUCUGUGAACAUGGACCUCACAGCCGAGGAAUGGAAGAAGAAAUAUGAGAAAGAGAAAGAGAAGACCAGAAAUCAAAAAAUCACCAUCCAGAGGCUAGAAAAUGAGCUCAAGCGAUGGCGGAAAGGUGAGACUGUACCUGUUGAUGAGCAGCACAGCAGUAAGGAAGUAAAGAAUUCUGAAGCCGCUCCCAUAAUUGACACUUCGGCUCCGCCCCCUGAGCCUCUUUCUGAUUCAGAGAAAACCCAGUAUGAGGAGCUGAUCAAUGACCUGUAUCAUCAACUAGAUGACAAGGAUGAUGAGAUCAACCAGCACAGUCAGCUGGCAGAGAACCUGAAGCAGCAGAUGGUGGAUCAGGAUGAGUUAUUGGCAUCCACACGGCGUGACUAUGAGAAGAUCCAGGAAGAUCUGAGCCGUUUGCAGCAUGAGAACGAGGCAGCUAAAGAGGAGGUGAAGGAGGUGCUUCAGGCCUUAGAGGAGCUCAACCGCAGUAAACAGCUUGAGAGCACACAGGCCGACACAAUGCGUAAAAUGCAGGCCAACGAGAAAGAGCUCGCUUCCUGCCAGCUCCUGAUCUCUCAGCAUCAAGCAAAGAUCAAAUCCCUCACCGACUACAUGCAGAGCAUGGAACAGAAGAAGAGACAGCUGGAGGAAAGCCACGACUCCCUGAUGGAGGAGCUCGCUAAACUCCACGCACAAGAAAACAUGCAUGAGGUGUCAGUCCUGGAUAAGGAAAAGGAACACAUGAGCAGGAUACAGGACGCUGAGGAGAUGAAGAAAGCCCUGGAACAGCAGAUGGAAAGCCACAGAGAGGCUCAUCAGAAGCAGCUCUCACGUCUGCGAGAUGAGAUCGAAGAGAAACAGAGGAUCUUGGAUGAGCUGAAGGAUGUGAACCAGGCUCUUCAGCUUGAACAGAAGCAGCUCAUGUCUGACUAUGAAAAGCUGAAACAGGAGGAACAGAAGAAGGACGAGAGGCUGCGGAAGCUUCUCUUGUUGAAUGAGAAGAGGGAGCAAGCUAAAGAAGAUCUCAAGGGUCUGGAAGAGACUGUGGCCAAAGAGCUCCAGACUCUCCACAACCUCCGUGUGCUGUUCAUCCAGGACAUCAAUAAUCGCAUUGGACGAAGUGCAGAGUUGGACACUGAUGAAUCAGGGGGAAGUCUGGCACAAAAACAGAAAAUAAUUUUCCUCGAGAACAACCUGGAGCAGCUCACUAAAGUCCACAAGCAGCUGGUACAUGAUAAUGCAGACUUAAGAUGUGAGCUGCCCAAACUGGAAAAGCGCUUGCGUGCAACUGCUGAGCGUGUGAAGAUCCUGGAGUCUGCUCUGAGAGAGGCCAAAGAAAGCGCCAUGAGAGACCGUAAGAAGUACCAACAGGAGGUGGACCGUAUCAAAGAGGUCAUCCGAGCCAAGAACCAGGCCAGGAUGAAACACACCGCACAGAUCGCUAAGCCUAUUCGUGCUGGACAUCAUCACUCAGUGGCUUCUGCCUCACCGGGCCACAGUGUCAGAGGGGGCGUCCCAAGCCCACGACGACACCGCUAGCACCAACCGCAGCACCAUCACAGGAGCAAGUGAAAAACACACCACGAGACAAAAAAUAAGCGGUCUGAUACCAGUCUGCACAUUCUUUCCUUUCCAGCUAUGUGUGGCAACAAGAAGACGUCUUUUUCCAAUGCAGUCUGUUCUAUUCAAUGAGGGGGGGAAAAGAACUGCUGUCAUCUUAUAUUAAGACUUUUCAAGUUCACUUCCUGUCCUUACCAUGACCUCCAUGCAUUCAUCCUGUUUAAGUGGAGAUUUGUGGACUCAUCUAUGAAUAAACAAAACCAGACCCACAAAC